GUCGUUCGGUUUGUUAUUAUUGUACUGAGAAUCUAUGUGAAAGUACAGAGCGUUAAUGCAGUUUUUAAAAUAUACCGUUAAAAUCUGUAGUUAGCAUGAAAAAUCUUCGGUCUCCAUGUUUUCUGUUCAUUUUUCUUCUAUUUUCAAUGUUAUGUGCAUUAGUUACUUCAUCGCAACGAGAUUAUUACACAAUUCUCGGGGUCGGUCGAACUGCUACAACGAAAGAAAUCAAAUCUGCGUUCCGUAAGCUUGCGUUAAAAUAUCACCCGGAUAAAAAUAAAGAGCCAGACGCGGAAGCAAAAUUUAGAGACAUUGCAGAAGCUUAUCAGGUAUUAUCUGACAAGCAAAAGCGUCAACGCUAUGACCAGUAUGGAGAUGAUGGUUUGAACGACAAUAUGGGGGGAAGUAGCGAUGGGGGAAACUUUCAUGACCAUUUCCGCUCCCAUUUUAACAUGCACGACUUUUUCAAAGAUUUCGACGAUAUGUUUCAUGAGCAUAAAAAACACCACAAGCGGGCUUCUGAAGGUUUUAAUGAUUUCUUUGACAUGCCAAACAUGUUUACCGACUUCCAAAGUGACGACUCAGCUUCUUUCUUCCCAGAUAUUGAUAGUUUUCAUUUUCAAAACAUGGAAGGUUCCCAUUCACAUCAAACUUUUACUUCAAGUAAAGUCAGAGGUUCCCGUCAAAACUGUAAAACUGUUACGAAAACUGUAAAUGGCGUUACAACCACGUACACAACAUGUACAAACGAUGAACUAUAGUGAAAUGCAAGACAUUUUCUAAUAGGAAGUUUAUAUUAAAAAAAUUUUAUUGUAAAAUGCCUAAAAAAAUGUAUAUUAAUGACUAUGAUAUUUUUAAGUACACAUUUUCAUCAAAGCUUUAAAUUUUUGGUUCAGUGUUUUACUCGUUGGCUGCAAUAUGGGUGUUCUGUGUAACUUUAUUAUACGUACUCACUAUGUUUAUUUAUGGUUGUAAUUAACGCUGUUGGAGGAUUAUAUGAAGAUACAUAUGCAAGCUUUAGGGAUUUAGUUAAAAUUAAUUUUAAAUUUGAAUUUAAUUAUUUUUUUUUUACUUUUUAAGCCAUCUUUUAUUAAUUACAAUUUGAUACAACAGUGGUUUUUGCUUUUCUGAUGUGAAUUUUAAAAGUUAUCACACCAAAACUGACAAAUAAAUGCAUCUUUAUUUCUGUAAAAUAGUUUUUUUUUAAAUACCCCUAUGAAAUGUUAUUACUGUUAUAUCAAAUAUGCUGUUUUACUUUUUAUCGGAUAUACUUUCUCCGUCCAUAUUUAAUGUAAAGUAAAAAUCUUUAUAAAGUAUUAGCUUAUAAAUAUUGCCGGGUACAUUUUUUUUCAUGACAUUCCGUAAUUUUUUCGACAUUUCCUUGGAAAUUUUUUUUUGUUAUAAAUUUUGUUUUAGGUGUAACGGAUAGAAAUGGCAGUUAAAGAUUUGUUCUCUUUCAAUGUAACUUUAUAAGUCACUAAUUUUGGUGUUUUUUCGUCUUUUUGGGUGCGGAAUUUUCUAUAUAUAUUUUGUAGAAUCUGGUUUUAUCAUUAAAUAUGUUU
This is a messenger RNA of Ciona intestinalis (vase tunicate), 1562 nucleotides long. The record is from RefSeq and is a predicted model, not a curated record. Lineage: Eukaryota; Metazoa; Chordata; Ascidiacea; Phlebobranchia; Cionidae.